AUGCUGUGGGGUUGCGGCCGCCGGGCUUCGCGCGCGAAGAUCUGGGGUGUACUUACAGCUGUGGCGGCGGCGACGGCGGCGACGCUAAGCAGUGUGUCCUUCUUUGCUCUCACUUCUGAUCCUUCUGCUUCUUUUUUGACUCAUUUUCACUCAAUUUUCCGAAAACCAACUCACCAUUUUCGUUUUCUGGCUGGCCAGCGGCCCCCCAGCCUCCUCCAGGCCUCUCCCCCGCUUUCUCCCUCUCUAGGGUCACCUAGGAGCGCCACUGAAGACCCAGGAGCCCCCCAUCCCUUUUCUUCCAGCCCUUCAAGUGCGCCCCGGGGCCCCCCGGCAGCAGCAGCAGCAGCAGCAGCAGAAGACCCUCCCGAGCCCCCUCCUGCAGUCAUGGCGUGGCGCAGCCACGGGAGCAACAACAAAGAGCUUGUGGAGAACUUGAGGCGCUCAGGCGUCUUCAAGGACCAAAGGGUUUUCGACGUCAUGCUGCAGGUAGACCGGGGUCACUUCGUGAGCCAAGACCCUUACCUGGACAUGCCCCAGUCCAUAGGCUUCGGGGCCACCAUAUCUGCACCCCACAUGCAUGCAAUUGCUCUUGAACAACUUAAAGAAGAACUGGUGUGGGGCCACAGGGCCCUCGACGUCGGUGCGUGCUCCCCAGGUGUACGUACACCGCAGCGACCCCGCGCUGCAGCCGCUGCUCCCAACGCCCUCGAGGCGCUCCCUCCCCAAGGGGCCCCCGAGGGGCCCCCAAAUGGCCCCCAAAGGGCCCCUAUGGCCCCCUUGGGGCCCCCGGAGGGCCCCCUAGGGGCCCCCUAG
Molecule: messenger RNA, 813 nt
Organism: Eimeria tenella
Lineage: Eukaryota; Apicomplexa; Conoidasida; Eucoccidiorida; Eimeriidae
Product: Protein-L-isoaspartate O-methyltransferase, related
Exons: 2
Coding region: 1-813 (270 amino acids)
Biological process (GO): protein modification process
Cellular component (GO): cytoplasm
Molecular function (GO): protein-L-isoaspartate (D-aspartate) O-methyltransferase activity
Source: RefSeq, a predicted model, not a curated record